This is a messenger RNA of Lotus japonicus, 1290 nucleotides long. RefSeq lists its product as uncharacterized. Lineage: Eukaryota; Viridiplantae; Streptophyta; Magnoliopsida; Fabales; Fabaceae. The coding region runs from base 1 to 1290 and encodes 429 amino acids. The transcript is spliced from 2 exons. The record is from RefSeq and is a predicted model, not a curated record.
AUGAUUCUUUUUCACUACACUUUGAAGGAUGCUGCAGAAGAUUGGUUGAGGUCACAACCCCCUAACAGCAUUCGAACAUGGGAGGACUUGGCGGAAAAAUUUAUCGCCAAAUUCUUUCCAUCCACACGCAUCAGAAAGGCGAAGCAGGAAAUUUAUGCAUUUAAACAUAGCAAAUCUGAAAAUUUGUAUGAGGCUUGGGAGCGGUUCCAAGAACUUCUGAGGAAGUGUCCAGGUCAUAAUAUUUCUACUGGUGAACAAGUGGACAAAUUCUACUCAUCAUUGCGUGAGUACGCAAGAGGUAUGUUGGACGCAGCAGCUAAUAGUGCAUUUGAUUCAUUGCCUGCACACAAAGCUCUUGAGAUCAUCGACAAUUUGGCCACUAGAUCUUCACAGUCAGAUUAUGAUAGAGAGAACCGGGAAAGUGUGCACGAAGUUGGAACAAAUGAUGAUGUUCUCGCCUCCAACAGGAAGUUGUCACAAAAGAUGGAUGCAAUAGUACAACGUUUGGAUGAUCGCAAACUGAGUGCCGAAGAUGCUGCAUUUGAUGAGGAAGUGAAGGCAAUGGGUAAUCCUCAAAACAACCCUUACUCAAAUACUUAUAAUCCGGGUUGGAGGAAUCACCCUAACUUUCUAUGGAGAGAUCAAGACAAGUCUGGAAAUUCAAGGGAGUACUCUAAUCAAAGGACUUAUGGUCAAGAUCAGAAACCUCAACCCUCUCUAGAGCAAGAAAGUGGGAAGAAGAGCCUAGAAGAAAUUGUGGGAGAACUGGUCCAAGCUACUAGCAAGCUUCAGGUGUCCACAGAUAGCUUCAUAAAUGAGUCUAGAAAUAACUUCAAAAACCAGGAGGCUUCAAUAAAAAAUAUGGAGAAUCAGGUCGGUCAAAUUUGCAAACAAUUAUCUGAGAGACCUCCAGACCUCCCAUUCUCUGAAGUUUUAGAAAAGAUGCCUCAAUAUGCCAAGUUCAUGAAGGAGAUACUCUCUAAGAAAAGGAGCUUGAGUGAAGAGAAUGAUAUCGUUGAGCUGACUGAGGAGUGUAGCGCUAUUUUGCAAAGGAAGCUUCCACCCAAACGAAAGGAUCCAGGUAGUUUCACUCUACCUGUUAACUUUGGGGCUUCAAAGGAAGUGAGAGUUUUAUGUGAUUUAGGGGCAAGCGUCAACUUAAUGCCCCUAUCAAUGUUCGAGCGACUUAAUGUUGGAGAGCUGAAGCCAACAAUGAUGAUGCUUCAACUAGCAGACCGCUCCAUGGUGACUCCUUGGGGAGUUGUUGAAGAUGUGCUAGUGAGAGUAUGA